This is a messenger RNA of Pecten maximus, 6130 nucleotides long. RefSeq names its product protein FAM114A2-like. NCBI's taxonomy places the organism in Eukaryota, Metazoa, Mollusca, Bivalvia, Pectinida, Pectinidae. The record is from RefSeq and is a predicted model, not a curated record. Bases 203 to 2509 code for a protein of 768 amino acids. The transcript has 15 exons.
GUUACAUCAAAGAAACAAAAAUUUUCUGGCGUAUACGUAGUUGACGUGGCCUGAAUAAAAACAGACGGUAAUGUGAUUUGCGCUAACUAACAUCAACCAUUAUACUAAUUCAUGCUGAUUUCUGUUUAUCAAAUUAAUUCAAUGACAGUUGGUCAUAACCUAUGAAUGCUACUUAAGUGUCAAAUAACAAACUACAACAGCCAUGUCUGAUUCUGAGGAUGAGUUUGCUAGUGCAGAUGAAGGUGGUGGCUUGUCAGAGGACACUAAGUCAACACAAGGAAAAGUAAAAAGAUCACAUUCAACAACAAAAUCUGACAAAUCUGAUGCAAGAACUUCAGGGACAUGUGUCAAGGAAACAGAAAGCAAGAAAGGUGCAACUAGUAAAGACUCUCAGAAAAAAAAUAAACAGAAAAAUGUGAAUAAAAACAAAACUGAUGUUGGAAAACAAGAAACAGGAUCAACAAAAUCCACAGAUAAAAAGAAAAAAACUAAUAUCGCUGAUAAAAGUCAGGCUCCAAAGUCUAACACAGAAGUAAAGGGUUCUGGUUCAUCUACCAAGGAAAAAAAGAAGCAAUCAGAAGAUUCAACUGUGUCAUUAAGUUCGGGUAACCACAAAAAAGAAAAGAGUGAUAAACAUGAAGACAAAUCUGAUAAAACUGAGUCAAAUUCUGAAACGCCAACACAGACAAGUAAAUCAGAAGAGACACCAGGGGAAACAAUUGCUCAUACACCAGAGGAGGUGGCUACUCAUAGGUCAAGGGAAACAACUCCCCAGAAAGAAGUAAACACAGAAACUUUGAAAGACACAACAACAGAUACAAGACAGAGAACGGACAAUGUUUCUUCUAAACGUUCAGAAGAAUUAAGAACAGAGGCAAAACAAGAAGAGAAAAAACAAUCCUCUGCAUCUGGUGGCUGGAGUGCCUGGGGUAACUGGGGAUCAUCUCUGAUGAAUGUAGCGUCCCAUUCAGUGUCAACCUUCACCAGUCAAGUUGAGGGCGGGUUCAAUACACUAGUGGAUGCAGUAGAGACCAGUAUGGGGGCGCCGUCAGCAGAGGAGCUCGCCGAAAUGAAGAGGAAGUCUCGGGAGGAAUCUGAGGCCCCAGAAAACACCACCAUCGACAGAGAAAACUCAGAACAUGAUGAUCAGGAGGAAAAUAAAAAGUCUGUGACAGAAAAUAAGGGAGAUAACCCAGAAGAUCGCCAAGAGGAGCAGGCUAAAGGUGGCUGGUUCCAGUCCUUAGCUGGCCAUGUUGAGGACAAGUUCAAUACACUUGUGGAUGCAGUAGAGACCAGUAUGGGGGCGCCGUCACCAGAGGAGCUGGCCGAAAUGAAGAGGAAGUCUCGGGAGGAAUCAGAGGCCCCAGAAAACACCACCAUCGACAGAGAAAACCAAGAAGAGGUUGAUCAGAAGGAAAAAGGAGAAAAACAAGAAGAGAAAAAGAAAGAGGACAAUGUGAUGAAUCCUGAAGGGGGAGACCAAGGUUCUGGAAGUAACUGGUUCUCAUCCUGGGGGAUGUCCAGCUUGACCUCUGUAGUACAGAACACUACUCACAUGGUACAGAACACGAGUAAUGCCUUGGUGACUGGCAGUUUGGAUGUCCUGGAAACCAUUGGUAAAAAGACAUUUGAUGUCAUCAAAGACCACGACCCCGGACUUCACAAGACAAAGGAAGUGUUGUUUCAGAGGGGAGAUAAGCCUAACCUUUCCCAGAUUCUGCGAGAUGCUAAGGAAGAUUCAGCCAAGCGUAUGGAGCAGGAAAAAGAAUCCGAUGAUGCACGGAAGGCCCACUUUGGGUUCAUGUUUGAUGAAUAUCAAGGUCUGGCCCACUUGGAGGCUCUGGAGAUCCUGGCCAAUCAGUGUGAGAAGAAGGUGCAGACACUACUGACAUCCAUGCCUGCUGAUACGCUCGCUGACAUAAAGUCUGAUCUCAUCAUGAUCAAACAGGUGUUUGAAAGAAAUGAAGAGGAUGAUGACGAUGAAGAUCCAGAGGAUCAAGAUUUUGUGAAGCUGGUUACUGAUAACUUGGCAAACCUCAGUCUGGGUACUGAUCCAGGCAAACUGAACAGGACCCAGGACAAAAUCCGCCAAAGUAUUAGUAAAUUUUGCACGAAGGAGGAAGGGGAGGAAGAGCAGGCCCAACCCAAGGCUGUCCACCAGGUGGCGAUACAAUCACUGGCGGAACUGACAUCUAAGUCUGUGGAGCAGUUUCACAAAGCAGGGGAGCUAAUUCUGUUAAACCAACCGUCUGAUAAACAGUGUUUAGACAGAGCCACCAGUCUUUCUAAUCUGACAAAUGUCUUGUGUACGGAGGUGGGAAUUAUGUCCGUGAAGUUUACAUCUGUCCUCAACACACUGGCCGAGGGUGAAGAGGAUAGCAGUGACAUCAACACUCUGGUUACCAACAUCUAUCUGGAGGCAGGAAACAGUAGUACAUACAUACAGGAUGCUUUCCAGUUACUGCUGCCGUGUCUACAAGAGGUCACCAUUCAGGCUGCCCUCCAAUAGGGACACUGAACCAUACAUUCUACAGGUCACCAUACAGGCUGCCCUCCAAUAGGGACACUGAACCAUACAUCCUACAGGUCACCAUACAGGCUGCCCUCCAAUAGGGACACUGAACCAUACAUCCUACAGGUCACCAUACAGGCUGCCCUCCAAUAGGGACACUGAACCAUACAUCCUACAGGUCACCAUACAGGCUGCCCUCCAAUAGGGACACUUAACCAUACAUCCUACAGGUCACUAUACAGGCCACCCUACACCAUGACAACUAAACCAUACAGGCUACUGGUCAACAUACAGGUGGCCCUUCAAAGAGACAACUUAACCAUACAGUCUACAGAUCACCAUAAAGGCCACCAUACACCAAAAAAAACUGAACCAUACAGUCUUAAGGUCACCAUACAGGCUGUCCUCCAAUAGGAGAAAUGAACCGUACAGGCUACUGGUCAACAUACAGGCCGCCUUUCACCAUGACAACUGAACCAUACAGUGUGCAGGUCACCAUAUAUGCCACCCUAAAAUAUUGAAUCAUACCAUACAUUCUCUUAGCACACAGAUUGAACCACAGUGUUUAUAAACAGCUGAACUUCAUGUAUUAAAUGUACAAUGCAAAAUUUGCCAGUAUAAGGGUCAUAUACAAUGGUGUGCACUUUAUAUAAAAAAAAACUGUUGGCUGUGAUGUUGAAGUAUUGUAACUUUUUUGUACAUACUCAAUGUAGUAUAUUUGACAACAUUAUAAAGAGAUUCCAUAGACGUUCACAAAGAACAGAAAUGUAUAUAAAAUGUACAAAGAAGCAAUGAAGUGUAUAUACAAUGUAGUAUAUUUAUACAUUAUGAUGGUGUGCAGAAAUCUGUGUUAUACAAAUUAUUCUGAACAGUGUUGUACAGAGUUGUCUGAACAGUGUUGUAUAGAUAAGUCUGAACAGUGUUGUAUAGAUAAGUCUGAACAGUGUUGUAUAGAUAAGUCUGAACAGUGUUGUAUAGAUAAGUCUGAACAGUGUUGUAUAGAUUAGACUUAACAGUGUUGUACAGAUUAGUCUGAACAGUGUUGUAUAGAUAAGUCUGAACAGUGUUGUAUAGAUAAGUCUGAACAGUGUUGUAUAGAUUAGACUUAACAGUGUUGUAUAGAUUAGUCUGAACAGUGUUGUACAGAUUAGUCUGAACAGUGUUGUAUAGAUAAGUCUGAACAGUGUUGUACAGAUAAGUCUGAACAGUGUUGUAUAGAUAAGUCUGAACAGUGUUGUAUAGAUAAGUCUGAACAGUGUUGUAUAGAUAAGUCUGAACAGGGUUGUAUAGAUUAGUCUGAACAGUGUUGUAUAGAUAAGUCUGAACAGUGUUGUAUAGAUAAGUCUGAACAGUGUUGUAUAGAUUUGUCUGAACAGUGUUGUAUAGAUAAGUCUGAACAGUGUUGUAUAGAUAAGUCUGAACAGUGUUGUAGAUAAGUCUGAACAGUGUUGUACAUAUAAGUCUGAACAGUGUUGUAUAGAUAAGUCUGAACAGUGUUGUAUAGAUAAGUCUGAACAGUGUUGUAUGGAUAAGUCUGAACAGUGUUGUAUGGAUAAGUCUGAACAGUGUUGUAUAGAUUAGACUUAACAGUGUUGUAUAGAUUAGUCUGAACAGUGUUGUACAGAUAAGUCUGAACAGUGUUGUAUAGAUAAGUCUGAACAGUGUUGUACAGAUAAGUCUGAACAGUGUUGUAUAGAUAAGUCUGAACAGUGUUGUAUAGAUAAGUCUGAACAGUGUUGUAUAGAUAAGUCUGAACAGUGUUGUACAGAUAAGUCUGAACAGUGUUGUAUAGAUAAGUCUGAACAGUGUUGUAGAUAAGUCUGAACAGUGUUGUACAGAUUAGUCUGAACAGUGUUGUAUAGAUAAGUCUGAACAGUGUUGUACAGAUAAGUCUGAACAGUGUUGUAUAGAUAAGUCUGAACAGUGUUGUAUAGAUAAGUCUGAACAGUGUUGUACAGAUUAGUCUGAACAGUGUUGUAUAGAUAAGUCUGAACAGUGUUGUACAGAUUAGUCUGAACAGUGUUGUACAGAUUAGUCUGAACAGUGUUGUACAGAGUAGUCUGAACAGUGUUGUAUAGAUAAGUCUGAACAGUGUUGUAUAGAUAAGUCUGAACAGUGUUGUAGAUAAGUCUGAACAGUGUUGUAUAGAUUAGUCUGAACAGUGUUGUAUGGAUAAGUCUGAACAGUGUUGUACAGAUAAGUCUGAACAGUGUUGUAUAGAUAAGUCUGAACAGUGUUGUAUAGAUAAGUCUGAACAGUGUUGUACAGAUAAGUCUGAACAGUGUUGUAUAGAUAAGUCUGAACAAUGUUGUAUAGAUAAGUCUGAACAGUGUUGUAUAGAUUAGUCUGAACAGUGUUGUAUAGAUUAGUCUGAACAGUGUUGUACAGAUUAGUCUGAACAGUGUUGUACAGAGUAGUCUGAACAGUGUUGUAUAGAUAAGUCUGAACAGUGUUGUAUAGAUAAGUCUGAACAGUGUUGUAGAUAAGUCUGAACAGUGUUGUAUAGAUUAGACUGAACAGUGUUGUAUAGAUAAGUCUGAACAGUGUUGUAGAUUAGUCUGAACAGUGUUGUACAGAGUUGUCUGAACAGUGUUGUAUAGAUAAGUCUGAACAGUGUUGUAGAUAAGUCUGAACAGUGUUGUAUAGAUUAGACUGAACAGUGUUGUAUGGAUUAGUCUGAACAGUGUUGUAGAUUAGUCUGGACAGUGUUGUAUAGAGUUGUCUGAACAGUGUUGUAUAGAUAAGUCUGAACAGUGUUGUAUAGAUAAGUCUGAACAGUGUUGUAUAGAUAAGUCUGAACAGUGUUGUAUAGAUUAGUCUGAACAGUAUUGUAUGGAUAAGUCUGAACAGUGUUGUAUAGAUAAGUCUGAACAGUGUUGUAUAGAUAAGUCUGAACAGUGUUGUAUAGAUAAGUCUGAACAGUGUUGUAUAGAUUAGUCUGAACAGUGUUGUAUAGAGUAGUCUGAACAGUGUUGUAUAGAUAAGUCUGAUCAGUGUUGUACAGAGUUGUCUGAACAGUGUUGUAUGGAUUAGUCUGAACAGGGUUGUAUAGAUAAGUCUGAACAGUGUUAUACAGAUUAGUCUGAACAGUGUUGUAUAGAUAAGUCUGAACAGUGUUGUAUAGAUUAGUCUGAACAGUGUUGUAAAGAUAAGUCUGAACAGUGUUGUAUAGAUAAGUCUGAUCAGUGUUGUACAGUUAUAUAAUUAAUAAUGGGCAUUACAGAGGUUAAGUGAUGCUGCUAAUAGUGCUAUAAAUCAGUGACUACUUAGUCAUAGAUUACUGAUACUGUAAUCCUCAGACCAGUAAAAAGUACUUUUGUGACAUACAUUUGUAAUUAUAGGGAUCAUUUUAACAAAGUUUGAAAAUCAUUCGUAUUGCAAAACUAAUAUUUGGUGAAUAAAUGUUUUAUUGCAUUUUGUAAUAUUGAUCAUGAUUAAAGAAAAGAAUGGAAAUAAUUGUGGAGUUAUGGGGGAAAAUCAUUGUACAUGUAAAUUGUUUGUAGUGAUUUUAAUGUCAUUUCUGUAAUUUGAAUUGAUUUGAUAUUGGAAUGAAAUAUUGCUAUUGUAUUUAUUUUCAAACUAAUAAUGAAAAGAAAAUUAAACAAAACAUCACUUUCA